Molecule: messenger RNA, 9876 nt
Organism: Myiozetetes cayanensis
Lineage: Eukaryota; Metazoa; Chordata; Aves; Passeriformes; Tyrannidae
Gene: SON
Product: SON DNA and RNA binding protein
Exons: 11
Coding region: 144-8573 (2809 amino acids)
Biological process (GO): regulation of mRNA splicing, via spliceosome; regulation of cell cycle
Molecular function (GO): RNA binding
Source: RefSeq, a predicted model, not a curated record
UGCAAGGGGAAGGUGUGAAAGCUUCACAAGAAGCUGUGCAUUGUGGGGCUGGUGCAAGUCCAGGACUUACCUUAGAAAGGACUCCUGAACCUGUGAUUGCGCGUGAGAGCGUGGAACCAGUUAGAGAGGCGUUGUCAGGAGUGAUGCCCUGGCAAACCACAGCAGGGACAGAACCUCUCAGUGCAAACCAAACACAGAGUUCCAUCAUUUCACAGACUCAGGUCGUGACACACACCAGAACCUCACAAUCCGAGGUGGUUGGGGAGAGAAAGGAUUCUGAACUUGCUCCAGAAGAUCCAAGCAAAGCAGAGGCAAGGAGCAGAGAAGCAGUCCUAGAACCUGCACAAACUUUAGAAACCAGUUCCAAACCUGUUCAGGAACAAGUAGUAGGUCAUUCAGCAGCAGUACUGGAGUCUUUGCCCAGAGUGGAAGAAAACAAUGUGACAGAAUUGACAGAUGUGCAAACUCAGGGACCUACUGUAGAAUAUCUACUUGGAACAAGGACCAGCACACAAAGUGAGCUCUCAGAAACUGAGAAAGCGAAGUAUUUGGGGCCAGCACCAGAAGCUGGAGAAGUGAGUUGGUUGGAGAGCAUGAAAGAGUCUGCAGCAGUAGAGGUAAAAGAUUCUGGAACAGAUGGAGAGGUAGCCAUGGAUGAUGCUUCAGCAACUGUUCCAGAAUCUUUGCACACAGAAAAGCCAGAAGAGCUGCAGGGAGUUCUAGAAGUAAAACCUGCUGCAGAAUGGAAGAGUUCAGAAGAGGCUCCAGAAGUCUUGGGUGCUGCUGGACUGAAGUCUCCUGAAGCAGUUUCAAAACCAGGGGACAUGAAAGGUCUGGAAACAACACCGGAACACACAGUGACAACAGAGGUACAAUCUGCAGAAGGAGUGCAGGGUCAACAGGUGGAGGAUAUGGUGAUUGAGAAGGAAGAUGCAGAGCAGACUCGACCAUCUGAGCUUCUUGCAGAAACAGUUGUUAGUUCUUCACAUGCUGCAGAGGAAAAAGACUCCACAGGGACUCCUGUGGCAGGAACGCAAGAUUCGGAAGCUGCUCCUCAGACCGAUGAAGAGCUGAAAGAUGCAGCAGCUGUGGGGUUGGAGGCAGAGACAAAAGAUUUGGAAGCAGCUCCAGUACCUGAGACUGAAGCAGAAGCAGCCCAGGCAGAAGUCAUUCCAGAGGCUGAGGAUGUCAAAGAAGCAACUCCAGAAGAGGACUCAGAGAAAAGAGACUCAGAAACAUCUGAUGUGCAACCUGAUGUGGCAGCACGAAUGAAGGAGACUCUCAUGAGACUGGAGAACGUGGUUGAGAAAAGCAGCCAUAGAAGCAGUGAGAAAAAACACGAUUCAAAGAAGAAGAGGAGCCGCUCCAAGUCUCAGUCCAGGUCUAGGAAGCGGAAGAAGAAAUCCAGGUCCCGCUCUACUUCCAGGCGCUUGACCUCCAAAAGAGCCCGUUCCAGGAGCAGAAACUAUUCGGUUUCCAGAAAAAAGCAUUCCAAAUCCAGAUCCCGAUCUGUGGACAAGAGAGAGAGAAGAGUGUCGUCCCGGAGGUCCAGGCGCAGGCGUUCCAGGUCGUCUGACCGGUACAGGUCCAAAUCCAGGUCAGCAGAGAAGAGGUUGUCCUCUGGGAGGUCCAGGCGGAGACGUUCCAGGUCGUCUGACCACUAUAGGUCUAAAUCCAGGUCCGUGGAGAAGCGACUGUCCUCGCGGAGAUCAGGGCGCAGACGCUCCAGGUCCUCUGACCGCUACAGGUCCAAGUCCAGGUCCGUGGAGAAGCGACUGUCCUCCAGAAGGUCCGGGCGCAGACGCUCCAGGUCUUCUGACCGCUACAGAUCCAAGUCCAGGUCAGUGGAGAAGAGACUGUCCUCUCGCAGGUCUGGGCGCAGACGCUCCAGGUCCUCUGACCGCUACAGGUCUAAGUCACGGUCAGUGGAGAAGAGGUUGUCGUCCUGGAGAUCCCGCCGCAGACAUUCCAGGUCCUCUGACCGUUCCAAGUCUAGAUCCAGGUCUUCAGAAAAGGGAGGCGGCAAAGAAUACUCCUGGAGGUUCAGGCACCGGUCUGGCUCCUCCGAUCGCUCCAAAUCCAGGUCCCGGUCUGUAGAGAAGAGAGGUCGGAAGGCGUCUGUGCGGAGGUCGAAGCGUCAGCGCUCCAAGUCCUCGGACCGCUACAAGUCGAGAUCCAGGUCGGUAGAAAAGAGAGAUCGGAAGCAAUCGUCGCGCAAGUCAAAACGCCAGCGCUCCAAGUCCUCGGACCGCUACAAGUCGAGAUCCAAAUCAGUGGAAAAGAAGAAGGAAUCCUCACGGAAAUCCAAGCGCCGCCGCUCAAAAUCCUCCGAACGUUACAAGUCCAGGUCCAGGUCUGUCGAAAAAAAGCGCAAGGAAUCUUCCAAAAAAUCCAAACGGAAACGUUCCAAGUCCUCUGACAGCGUUAAGUCAAGGUCCAAAUCUGUAGAAAAAAGAGACAAUAAGUCGUCAUCAUCAAAGUCCAGCAAACAUGCAGAGUCGUCUGAACUUCAGGAGUCUACCAAAGGUGUUGAAAAUGUUCCUGAGCCUUCUAUUGGAAGUGAAGGCAAAUCUUCCAAUGGUCCCAUGUCUUUGUCUGAUCAGGGAAUAAACGGCCCAGAGCUGCCGCCGUCAUAUGGAAGUGGUUUUUCCAAAACGUCUGAUAACCUUGAGGAAAGCUUGUCUGUUGAAAAAACAGGAGAUCUGCAGUCUUCUGCCAUGUCUGAAUUGGAUACCUCCAAAACUCCAGAUGACCGGCAAUUGAGAUCAAUGUCUGUGGAAAAAACACAGGAUUCAGAGCUUUCUAUGACAUCUGAAAAUGGAUCUGCUGAAAAAGCAGAGGCUCUGGAGUCUUCACCGCUACCUGAACUUCCAUAUUCCACACCCAAAUCAAGAUCUUCAUCUGUUGAAAAAAGGAGAGAUGCGGAAACUUCUUCAGCAGCAGAAUUCCAUGUCUCCACAUCCCAUGGAGACGUGUCCAGAACUCUCAGAGAAGUAGAAGGUCCAGAGCUUCCUCCGUCAUUUCUAAGCGACUCCAAGACCAUCUCCUCAUCCUCUGGCAGAGUGGAAGUUCAGGGAUCUUCUGUGCUGUCCGAAGGCACGCUCUCCAACUUGGCUGAUGGUCCUGAAUUGCGACAUAUCCCUGGUGAGCAAACAGAGCUCCCGCAGAUUCUGCAAGUCCCUGAACAUGGAUCUUCCCAGCUGGCUGCCAGCCCUGGAGCAGGGGAAGCCCAGAGGCCUUCCCUGGCACCUGAAGGGACCCACCCUGCGAUCCCUGAUGGCUGUGAGUCUGGCCAGAUCCAGGAGCCUUCUCUGGUUUCUGACAGCGGACCCUUCAUGUCUCCUGAUGGACAUGGAUUGGGGUCCAGCUUUGCUGCUCCAGUAGACCGGCCUUCAUUGUCUGUAGGGGAGUCCUUCGAGUCCCCAGGUGGAAAUGAACAAAGAUACUUAUCUGUUGAAAAAGUCAAGGCUGCAGAUGUUUCCCUCACGUCUGUGCAUGGUCCUGUUGAGAACUCUGAUGACCUCGUCUCAGUGUCCUCCUUUAAAGUUCAUGAGUCCAGAUCAUCUGUUGGCCAAGGUUUAGACGGCCCGACGCUUCCCCAAGUCCUCGAGGUUGACUGCUCGGGAUCUUCGGAAACACACGAGUCGAGAUACCUGCCUGCUGGGAAAAUAGACGGUGCAGGAUCUGUGGUGCUCUCCAAGAGCGGGAUUCCCGUGUGCCACGAUGGCCACAAAGCAAAGUACAAUUCCUUUGAGAGCACAGAAGGUGCAGGACUGUCAGUGGCGUCUGAGCUCAGGUGCUCGGUGUUCCCCGAAGGCUACAAACUGGCACCUGCUGCAGUUGAGAAAGGGGAGAUCCAGAAGUCUCCCCUCUCGCUGGAAAGUGGGUUCUCUGUGUCUGCUGAUGGAGAAGCAGUGAGCACACCUGAAAAACUGCAGCCCCCAGGGACUGCUCUGACAUCGGAAGGGGGGGUUGUCCUGAUGCCCGACUGCCAUGAACUGAGACCUGUCCCUGCUGAAAAAGUGGAGGUGCUGAAUUCAUCUGAGCUGAAAGUCCUUGCCUCCCCUGACGGCUACAGGCUGGGAUCUGCCUACGCUGAAAUACAGGUGCAGGAAAGCAGAUGUUCGGUGUCCUCCGACGGUCACGAGGUGACAUCCACCCCUUUGGAAAGAGCUGAGGUGGAGGAGCCUUCCCGAGUGUCCGACAGUGAACGCGCGAUAGGGCUCGAUGGCCCGGAGCUGACGUCGACCCCUGCUGAGAACACAGAGCUGCGCAGGCUUUACCAGAUGUCUGAGGAGAGAAAUUGGGUGUCUGCCGAGAGCCAGGAGCUGCAGGCACCCUCUGCUGAGAAGGCCCAGCUGCAAGAGCCUGCCCUGGGGUCUGACAGCGAGUACACCGUGUCCUGGCUGCCCCAGGAGUUGAGGUCCAGCUCUCCUGGAAGGGCAGAGGCGCAGGAGGCUGCUGUGGUGCCCCACAGUGACUAUGCUGUGGUUGCUGAACACCACACGCUGCCAUCUUCCCUGGCUGCAAAAGCAGAGGGGCAGGAGUGCUCUGUGAGUGCUGGAGUGUCUCCUGAAGGCCAGGUGGUGAUGGCCAGCCCAGCUGAAAAAGAGGCACAGGAGCCCUGUCUGCCACCUGGCAGUGAAUAUUCCAUCUUCCCUCAGGGCCUCUCUGGGAACGCGGCAGUGCAGGAGCCGUCACCCGUCCCAGCCAGCCAGUACGCUGCGUCUCCCGAGGGGCGGGAGCUGCUCCCUGCUUACACUGAGAAACCAGAGGUGCAGGAGUGUUCUUUGCUGUCUGAAAAUGAGUACGAUGUGUCCCCCGAGAGGCGAGAUUUGAGAUCCAGUCCUGCUGAGAAAGAAGAAUUGGAGGAACCCUCUGAAGCAUCUGAAAGUGAAAGUUCAAUAUCCACCGACAGCCAGGAGUUGCAGCCUGCAGCUGUUGGAAAAACAGAGGUGCAGGAGUUGUCUUUGUCUGAGGGUGAGUGUCCCAUGUCCCCUGAAGGUCAGGAGCUGCAGUCUAGCCCCACUGAAAGAGUGGAGGCCAAGGAACCUUCUGUGACAUCUGAAAACGAACACGCUCUGUCCCCCGAGGAUUAUGAACCGCGAGUGACUCCUGCUGAGAGAGCAGAGGAUGCUGUGGCAUCUGAACAUGGCCAUUUGUUUUUUGAGAGCCAGGAGGUGAGGUUCCCCCCUCCUCAGAAAGCAGAUGAGCAGGAGCUCUCUCCAACACCUGACAAUGACCAUGGAGCAUCUCCUGAUGGGCGGGAGCUGAGAUUCACCAGUGCUGGAAAAACAGACGGCCUUGAGCCUUUGGCACUGAACGACAGAGCCUCCAUGUCCCCUGAUGACAGGGACCAUAAAUCCAUCCCUGCUGAGCAAAUGGACCACGCGAUGCCUUCUUUGUUGCCUGAAGGUGAGCGCUCCGUGUCUCCGGACGGCUACAGUGUGAGAUCAGGCCCGGGAGAAGAAACGGGGGAUCUGGAGCCCUCUUUGAGAUCUGAGCGUAGAUAUUCCACGUCCUCCUAUCAGGAGGGUCAUGAGCUGAAAUCUCCCAUGGAGGAAGAGGGUCUGGAGUCCUCUUUGACUUCUGAACACAGGCGGUCUGUGUCCCCCGAGGGCCACGACCGGAAAUCUCCCAUAGAUGAGGAAAUGGAGGAUGUGGAGAGACGUUCCAGCUCCCCUGAAGAGCAGGAGUCAAGCGCGGGUGAAGAAGCAGAGGAUCUGGAGCAGCCUCUGACAACAGAACGUAGAUGCUCCGUGUCUUCUGAUGAGCACGAGUCAAGGUCAACCACCGGGGAGGAGGCAGAGGAUGCAGAACCCUCCUUGACAGCUGAACGAAGAGACUCCAUAUCCUCUGACGAGCACGAGUCGAGGUCCACUGCUGGGGAGGAUGGAGAGGAUGGGGAGGCCUCUGUGACGGCUGAACGUAGACACUCCACGUCUUCUGAUGACCGCGAGUCCACAGCUGGUGAAGAGACAGAGGACUUGACAGCCGAACACAGACGGUCUGUGUCUCCAGACGGACGCGAGUCGAGGUCAAGUGCUGGCGAAGAAGCAGAGGAUCAGGAGCUCUCUUUGACAGCUGAACGCAGACACUCCACAUCUUCUGAUGAGCACGAGUCGAGGUCUACUGCUGGUGAGGAUGCAGAGGAUGUGGAACCCUCCUCGGCAGCCGAGCGAAGAGAUUCCACGUCGUCGGAUGAGCAGGAGUCAAGGUCUGAGGCUGGUGAAGAAGCAGAGGAUGUGGAGCCCUCUCUGACAGCUGAGCACAGACGUUCUGCAUCCCCUGACGGGGCUGAGUCCAGGUCUACCACCGGGGAAGAAGAAGGAGAUGAUGCAGAGCCCUCCUUGACAGCUGAACAAAGAGACUCCACGUCGUCAGAGGAGCACGAGUCAGAGUCUUCCAGUGGGGAAGAGGAGGGUGAGGAUGCGGAGCCCUCUUUGGCAGAUGAAGAUAAGCAGGAUUCCGUGCCUCUGGAGCAGUCGGAGGAACAGGACUUUGUCCCUGAAAGCAGACGUUCCGAGUCUUCUGAACGUGAAAAGUCUAGAUCCAAAUCUGUUGACAAAGUGUCUGACAAAGAGUCUCCCCAGAGAUCAAAGUCUCCCACCCGCCAGAAGAGCCGAUCCAUGUCCGUCGAGAAAGCAGCGGACAAAGAGUCCACGCGGAGGUACCGACGGAGACGCUCCAGGUCCACCGCUCGCCAAAGGAGCCAGUCCAUGUCCGUGGAGAAGGCGACGGACAAAGAGUCCACCCGCAGGUCCCGGCGUAGGCGCUCCAGGUCCACCGCUCGCCAAAGGAGCCAGUCCAAAUCCGUGGAGAAGGCGGUGGACAAAGAGUCUUCACGCAGGUCCAGGAGCAGGCGCUCCAGGUCCUCUCAGCGCAGGUCCAAGAGAUACGACACGGACUCUCGCUCCAGGCGGAAUCGCUCCAGGUCAGCCACGCGGAGGAGAGCUUCGCGAUCCAAAUCCAACCGCCGCUCUCGCUCCAGCUCCUUGUCACGGUCCAGGCACAGGAGGAGGAGCAGGUCACGGUCAGCGUCCCGGAGGCGACGCUCCUUGUCCAGGGACAGGCGCAAGAGGUCUCAGAGAAACAGAUCCAGGUCUGCCGAGAGAAGACGGAGGAGAUCGGAUUCCAGGGAUCGGAGGAUAUCGCUCCGGUUGCGGAGCAGGAGUCGGACGCCUCUUCGGCAAAGGAGGUCGAGAUCCAGAGGGAGGAGACGGAGCUCCAGCAGGUCCCCGAUCCGACUGCGGCGCUCGAGGUCUUCAGGGCGAAGGAGGUACAGCAGGUCCCCCGACCGCCGCCGCUCCCGCUCCUCCGAGUUCUCCAGCAGGUCCCCGAAGCGUCUCACGGACCUGGACAAGGCCCAGCUCCUCGAGAUCGCCAAAGCCAACGCGGCCGCCAUGUGUGCGAAGUCCGGGGUGCCCCUGCCCCCCAGCCUGAUGCCCCUGCUGUCCCAGAAGAAGGACGACAAAGCCAACCAGAAAUCCUCCCGGGACACGCUGAAGGAGCUCACGGAGAAGUGCAAGAAGAUUGCCCAGAGCACGGACGAUGUGAUCGUGAACAAACCCCACGUGUCGGACGAGGAGGAGGAGGAACGGCCCUUCUACAACCACCCAUUCAAGCUCAGCGAGCCCAAACCUAUUUUCUUCAAUUUAAGUACUCCCAGCAUAAAACCAGCACCACCCCCCCAACCAAAAAACCAGGUCAGCCUGUCCAAGGAAUUCCCUGUGUCCUCGGGGUCCCAGCACAGGAAGAAGGAGGCAGACAGUGUCUAUGGAGAGUGGGUUCCCGUUGACAAGGGGGGCAAGGACGACGGCAAGGACGAUGUGUUCCCCAAACCAGCCAUUGAGUGUGUGGACAUAACCACGGCCAUGAACGACCGGGCGGUGGCCCAGAAAAGGCUCAACGAGAACUCCUUCGACCUGGAGGCCAUGUGCAUGUUGAACCGAGCACAGGAGCAGAUUGAUGCCUGGGCCCAGUCCAACUCCAUCCCUGGCCAGUUCACGGGCAGCACUGGGGCACAGAUCCUGUCCUCGGACGAGCUCACCAACAGCGGCCCCCAGGCCUGGAUCCGAAAGGAUCAGUUCUUAAGAGCAGCCCCCGUCACUGGAGGAAUGGGAGCUCAGCUGAUGAGGAAAAUGGGCUGGAGAGAAGGAGAAGGGCUGGGGAAGAAUAAGGAAGGCAGCGUGGAGCCCAUCAUGGUGGACUUCAAGACAGAUCGAAAAGGGCUGGUUGCUGUGGGAGAGAAGGCCCAGAAGAGAUCCGGCCAUUACGUGGUGAUGAAGGAUCUUUCAGGGAAGCACCCGGUGUCUGCGCUGAUGGAGAUCUGCAACAAGAGGAGGUGGACACCGCCCGAGUUCGUGUUGGUGGACGACAGCGGGCCUGAUCACCGCAAGCAUUUCAUCUUCAAGGUGAGAGUGAACGGCAACGAGUACCGGCCCACCUUUGCCAGCCUUAACAAGAAGCACGCGAAGGCCACGGCGGCCACGGCGGCGCUGCAGGCGAUGGGGCUCGUACCAAAGGAGAGCAUGGUCAACACCACCAUGUUCAGGAGUGCCUCCCACCGCUGAGCCCGGCCCGGCCCGCGCUGCUCCGCUCUCCGCGUCCGCCCCUCGGGUUGUAAAUACGUCGGCAGUUCCCACCUUGUAAAAACUGUACAGACGCCCACAGGUUUUUUUUCUUUUGUACCAUCCAAAUGUAUUUAAAUCAUACUUAGUUUUUGGUAUGUUUAUAUUGUUUACAUUAGUGAUGUAAUUAUUUCUUAAACGACUAAAUCGGAGGACAGGCUCUGGAGGCAUCGGUGACCGAACUCUUGGCUAAAGCUCCCGCAGCUCCUCUCUCUUUGGAAUGCUGAUGCUUGGAGGUCCCUGGAGAGCACAACAGGAUUGACCCCCUGGCCCUGCCCCGGGGGGCCCUCAGUGGCCACCUGCGCUCCGGGACAGCCGCACGAGCCACGAGAGGCUGCCAGGGGGACACGGAGGGGACUCCGGCGUGUCCCGGGACAGAGGGGCUGUCCCCAACCAGUGAACUCACUGUCUGAUGCUGAUUGUACGGAUUUGUGGUUCAUGUGAAUUUUAAACUUUACCAGAUUUACAACUGGACUGGGGGGGAGGGGUAGGAUGACGCUUCAAUUGUUGUACCCGACUUGGUCAAUAAAGCAGCACAAGUUCAUAAUCUGCACCCCUGGUCAGCAGACGGUAAUUCCAGCGGAUGCCAAGCCAGGAAUCGGGAAUUGAAAUAUGCCAAAAUGCCUCCUGGAAGAAACGCACACGGUGCAGAAGUGGCUUUGGGAGGAUUCUCGACAGCCAUGGGGCGGCAGGAGCAGGUCCGGUUAUUUUUGUUGCUUUGACCUGUUACAAAAUAACUCCUUGAACUUAACAUUUCCAUGAGGAUCCUGUGCCCCCAAGGAGAGCCCUGCGCAGUUGGACGGCAGAGGAUGUAGAAAGCUUUUCCUCCUCAUUUAUCUUUUAUUUAAGAAGGAUCAGUCCUUUGCCUGCGUGCCCUUGGAAGUGGGCAGGGCCCUGCACCCUUCCUGCCAGCUCUGAGCUGGGAGCAGAGUGCCAGGACUGCUGGACUGGGAUAGUUCAGGUGCUCAUUCAGAGAAGUUUUUUUGAGCUGUUGUAUCCGAGCUGGGUCUGGGGCAGGAAUUGCUGGUGCCUGGAGUCGUGUGUAUCCCAUCAGUGUCACAGAACAAGGUCUGUCCUUCCCUGAGGGGACAGGGGUUGGUGUCUCUUGUGCAGCAGAAAUGGGGUUGGUUUGCAGACUAAAGAGCCCCUCUGAGUCUGUCCAAGCGCUCUGGAAAUGCUUCAGUUGAUCUUCAUUUUCAUGGACGUUGUUGUCUUGAAUUAAACUUUUUUCCCUUUGGCUUCUCGC